Blepharisma stoltei is the source of this 1499-nucleotide messenger RNA. The record is from the annotation of a GenBank genome assembly. Lineage: Eukaryota; Ciliophora; Heterotrichea; Heterotrichida; Blepharismidae.
AUGUUAAAACAUCUUAUCAAAAAUAUGUCAACAGGAGGAUUUGCUCUUCAUGGAUAUAAUGAAGGAUCACUUCAUCAAAGACUUCAGCUAUUAAAAGCAUCAGAUACUUUUAUUGAGUGCCUUAACCAUAUUAGCACCCUAAAUAAUGAACAAAUUGUCAUUGCGGAUUAUGGAUCAUCUGAGGGCUAUAACUCAAUGGUAUUUUUAAGACAAACUCUUUCAAAAUUUAGAGAAACUUCAAGCAGCCCUAUUCUUGUUUUUCACAAUGACUUGCCAGACAACAAUUGGGUGAAGACUUUUAAAACAAUUUUGGAGUUUGAAGACUCAUAUAUCAAACUUCCAAAUGUCUAUUUUUCAGCAAUAGGACGAUCAUUUUAUGACCAAAUUUUGCCAAAUAACUCAGUUCAUAUUGGGCUUUCAUCUGCAGCUCUUCACUGGCUAUCCCAGCCUAUUAGUGCUCCAGACAAUUGUGUGCCUUCCUGCUCAAACAACCCUGAGUUCAAAGCUUUAGUAUCAAAAGUGGCACAUAAUGAUUUAGUCACACUCCUGCGCCAAAGACACAAAGAAUUAGUUAGCUCAGGAAGAUUAGUUAUACAAUUUUUAACCGAGUCUAUAUCAACAGCUGCAUCAACUACUAUCAUUAAUGCUACUACAGAAAAUUCGUUUAACAAAGGGUAUAUUACUGAAGAAGAAAAGAAAAACAUAACGAUCCCUAUGUAUGGAAGAACUAUUGAAGAAGUCCAAAAUGCCAUUAAUGAAAUCUCUGACUUGUAUAGAGCUAUUUUAUUUACACAAGUAGGAGAAAGCAGGAUUCCUGGUAUUGAUAAUCUUCCAGAUGAAGAAAAAGCUAAUUAUGUUAAUGGGCUUAAGAGACUUGCAGCAGCUUCUUUAAAAGGAGUUAUACUUACUUACUUACUUACUUACUUAGUUUUUAAGGUGUCUAGUGCCCACACCCCUUAAUGAAAAAGGGUCAAAGCGACAACUAGUGACGUCACCAAGCCAUCUUGGAAUAUGUGGUCAGCCCACACCCAAGCCUUCUAUGAGGCUAAUCGCCAGAUAAAUCGCCGCACAUCUCACCGGCGCGUUGCCGUCGCUCGUCCAGACUCAGCUCCUGCGCGUGUUCCGCCUAAGGGUCAUCCUCCCGUGGGGAUGUGCUGGGAGGUAAAACUCCGAAAUCUUGAGUGCACUGAGGAGCCGUACCUUUGGUUAUCUCCAAAGUUAAACGGCUGUUGCUGUGCAGAAGUUCUCGAGAGAAAACCCAACCCCAUAAAUAAAAUUCCAUGAGGGAGAGAAAAUUGGCAGAGCCAAUUUCUCUCUCGAACCGAAUGCCAUUUUAUUUAUUAAAAGGAGUUAUACAGAAAGCAGUCAAUAGGAGUGAUGAAGAAAGGAAUGCAAUAUAUGAAUUAUUUAUCAAAGAGAUGUCAGACUUUGUUGAUACAGCUGAUGUUAAUCAUUGGCCACAAUAUCAUUUGUUAGUUCUCGAGAAGAUUUCUUCAUAA